GCUAAAAUAUAAAAAACAAAAAUCCGUUGGUAAAAUAAUUAAAACAAAAUAUAAAACAGAAGAGGAAUUUAAGCGCUGGCGUUUUGUCAACCAGCAAAGGGCCAAGCGGCAAUAAAAGCGUACAAGUGGCUGCAACAACAUCCAAAAGCCAACAACAACAACGAUAACAACAACAAUAAGCAAGCAGGCACCCAAUUUCCCAGCAACAACAAAAAGAAGAAAGAAAAAAGUGCGCAGGAGACCCAACCCAGCAAAACCCCUUUGAACCUCAGGCCGGAAAACGCUUGUUUCGACAAGGCAGUGACAAAAACAACAGCAGCAGCAACAACAACAACAACAAUAGCACACAGCUCUAUGCCGACACCAAGAUGAGAUCCAACAACACCUUGAAAGCGGCACCCACGCCCGCGCCCAGACAGCUGUUGCUCCCAGCGCUGAUUCUGUUGCUGGCGGGCAGCAGCAGUGCCCAGUGCCCUUGGCAACGAGAUGUGCCCGAGCUGCAGGCCAGCUGCAUAUGCGCCUACAAUCUGGGGCGGGAGCUGAGCGUGCAAUGUGAUCAGGUCGAGUUUACCCAACUGCUGGAUGCGAUGAACAAAUAUGCGCGCCAGAAGCCCGUGGAUUUGCUUUAUGUGAACAACGCUACGAUUGAGGAGCUCACGGACGACGUGUUCAGCAAUCUGAGUCUGCACAACGUGCAGCUCUCCAGCUGCGGCAUCAAGCGGAUAUCAAACGGCGCAUUCGGCGGGCAGGAGGAGGUGCUCAAGAAUCUCAAUCUGCAGGACAAUCAGCUGAGCGAGGUGCCCGUGCAGGCGCUGCGGGUGCUGUCCAAGCUCAACCUGCUCGACUUGUCGCGCAAUCAGCUCACGCAAAUCCCGGACGGCGCCUUUACGGGCCUCACCAAGCUCUCCACGCUCAAGCUGAACGACAACAAUGUGACCCUGGCGUCGGCUGCGUUCCGCGGCCUGGAGCAGAGUCUUAAGAAUCUCAAUUUAAAGGGCACAAAGCAGCGCCGCGUGCCCGAAUGCAUUCGCGGUCUCAAGAGUCUCGCGUUUCUGGACCUAUCGCAGAACGGCAUCAAGGAGCUGCCCGGAGCGGGCGGCGUGCGCGUUUUUGAUGGCCUGGACUCGCUGACGGCCCUCAACAUGGAACGCAAUCUGAUACAGAGCAUUGCGGAGACGGCGUUCGCGGGUGUGAGGAAGACGCUGAGCUCGCUGAGUUUGCUCAACAAUUUGCUGGCCGAGUUCCCCAUCGGCGCCGUGCACUCGCUGAAGGAGCUGCGCGUGCUGGAUAUUGGUUUCAAUUUGCUCACUGCACUGCCGGAGGCCGCGUUCCGUGGCAAUCCGAGCAUUACGCUGCUCGCCCUCGACGGCAACCCACUGAGCACAGUGCCCGAGGGCGCCUUUGCCCAUUUGAAUGCGACGUUGCGCGGCCUCUCGCUGGGCGGUCGCUUCCUCCACUGCGACUGCAAGCUGCGCUGGGUGGCCGAAUGGAUACGCAAUGGCGACUUGCAGGUCACUUCGCGUGAGCGCAAUCCACAAUUUUGCGGCACUCCGCCGCGCUUCCGUGAUCGCGGCUUUUACUCCAUACAGCCGGAGGAGCUCAGCUGCCCAGAUAUAGCCGACGCGGCGCUGCGUGGUCCCGUCGGUCUCGCCGACAACCUGCGGCCCACGUUUCCCACAUCCCCAGACUCCAUAGAGUUUGAAUCCGGCUCGGCCACAGGCACAGCCAGCGGCACAGAAGCCGGAACGGGCGGCAGCAGCACAGUUCCAACAACGACAACAACCAUUUUAGUCUCCCCAACAACAGCUGCAGCGACUACAACAACAACAAAAACGACUGCAGCGCCCACAACCAAAACAAGUGCCUCGACCACAGUCAGCACGACGCGUCCGUCGACAGCAGCAACAACCAAGGCAAGCCCCUCGCCCACGGUGGGCGUCAAUGGCACUGGCAGCGUCCAGGCCACCGCAAUCAGCGCGACAGGCAGCUCCAGCAGCAGCAGCUCCAUAUUGCACACGAGUGGGAAGCAGGCGCCCGCCUGGCGACAAGGCGGCAAUGCCAAUGGCAGCCAGCACAAGCCGCAGCGACCGCCACUGGUGCUGGGCUAUCCGCCGCAGCGCGGCACACGCAUCGACGACGCCAACGAGGUGCAGGUGAAGAACGCGUUCCGCCAGGACAGCUCGGUCAUCAUACAGUGGGACUCGGAGACGGCCAACAUACUCGGAUUCCGUGUGGUCUAUCGCCUGUUCGGCGAGAAGGCCUUCAAGCAGGGCCCUCCACUGGAGGCCAGCGAGCGCGAGUUCAAGAUCAAGAACGUGCCCGCCCAGGAGUGCAUCAUAGUGUGCGUCAUCUCGCUGGAGGAGCUGCAUGUCACGCCCGAGACGGUGCCCUAUCAGCAGUGCCGCGAGGUGCGCACUGUGGCCUCCCAAACCUCCAACAUGGACAAGAUCACGAUAGCGGCCAGUGCGGCCAUUUGCGGCACCAUCAUUGUGGCCGUCAUUGUGUUCAUUGCGGCAAGCAGGCGCUCGCGCAAACUGCAAAGCAACCAGCAAAAGAGUCCGCUGCCAAUUGGAGGCUUGCCCGUUAAUUGUUGCGGUCCAACCGGUUCGCCAGGACCACUUGGCUCCAUUGCCACGCUAUCGGCGUUUAACAAUCACAAGGAGUGGGAUCAAGUUUCGGCGUACAGUGGACGCUCCAUACCACGGCCACGCAUCUAUCCGGUGGAGCAGCCGGAUGAUAUGCGAAGUCAUUUCUCGGGCAUGCCUGGCAAGGUGGCCAAAUCGAGAAGCAUAGCCGAUGGGCAAUCGCAACACAGUUUUUCGAAUAAUUCACAUCGCGGCUAUUUGGGCAGCGCCUUUCCCACAAAUCUGGUCAAUUCCCGCCCAGAGCUGCGUCAAUCGCGUCAAUCGCUCGCAGCUGCCUCCGAGCGCAUGUCACGUGCCUCCUACGCCGGCUCCAUACAUGGCGGCAACGGCGGCGGCGGCGGCGGCAUGGGUGUCCCACUCAAUGGCGCCGGCAGCUUGAUGGGCAUGAGCGGCCUUGUGGGCAACGGCGGCCCCGCCAGCAUUGCCUCCAGCAAUGCAAGACGCUCGCGUCCGCGCUCCAGAUCACGCGAUCAGCUCAACACCACGCACAUUCAUAACCAUCGACCGGGAAGUCGAUAUUCGACUGCUGGGUCAACGCACACGCUGAACAACUAUUGCGACACAUCGGACAACUGGACGGAUCAUGACAUGGACAUAUACAUGGCGCGCAACCCAACAACGCGCAACGGCUUGGUGCCAUUAUGAGGGCGACUUAUGUUAUCCUGAUAUU
This is a messenger RNA of Drosophila busckii, 3315 nucleotides long. RefSeq names its product leucine-rich repeat and fibronectin type-III domain-containing protein 3 (gene haf). Gene Ontology annotation, molecular function: protein binding. The record is from RefSeq and is a predicted model, not a curated record. Bases 369 to 3290 code for a protein of 973 amino acids. The transcript has 9 exons. NCBI's taxonomy places the organism in Eukaryota, Metazoa, Arthropoda, Insecta, Diptera, Drosophilidae.